Chlamydomonas reinhardtii is the source of this 5950-nucleotide messenger RNA. RefSeq lists its product as uncharacterized. Bases 233 to 5482 code for a protein of 1749 amino acids. The record is from RefSeq and is a predicted model, not a curated record. NCBI's taxonomy places the organism in Eukaryota, Viridiplantae, Chlorophyta, Chlorophyceae, Chlamydomonadales, Chlamydomonadaceae. The transcript is spliced from 6 exons.
GUCUAACGGGCACCAGCCUGUGUGUGUCAUUUAAUCAGGCAACGGCUCCGGAGUCGUUGUAGGCAGAAAUGGCGUCCAAACGCUAACGAGCAUAAUGCAUACUCACAUGCUCGAUAAUCUGUAUUGCUCAAAAGCCAUGCGCAAAUGAGUAAAUGAUAGUGCCGCUUGCAGCUGUGGGCACAGCAUGGCGACGAGGAAUGCUCACGCUGCCUAUGGCACCGGUGAAAAGCUGAUGGCACUCGCUGUGCUCGCUCUGCUCAGCGUGUGGAGCGGGCGAGCAAGCGAAGGCGUGCAACUGUCAGAGCUGGACGGACUCGCUAUCCAGGUGGACAGGUCGCCUUGUGUCUCAUUCCAGGCUGAAGACGUGGCAAUGCUCACCUCUGGCACUGGAGAGCUGCUGGGUUUGGUCACGGUGCGCUCGGGCGCAGCCCCCAGCGCUCCGUUGCGGCGCAGCGGUGUCACCUUGAUGCGGCUCGACAUACGGCUGCUGCCGCACCCACGUCGAGUGCCACCGCUCAGCCACACCGGAGCCCAGGCACCGCCACUGGAGCCCGAAAACGGCAUCUUUUUUGCCCGGCCGGCGCCCAUGGCGCCUGUGGCACGCGCCCGCCCUGACCCCGGCCGGCGCCACAGCGGGCGGGAGGCGCACGCCAGCCGCCAGCUACAGGGCACCGACCACCAGGGGAAUGGGGACGCGGAGGCAACAGGACCCGGCGGUGGAGCAAUCGGGGGAGGGGGCCUGCUUGACGCGUCGUCAGAUGCAGGCGCUGCGGCUGCGGUGUCGGCCGGGGUGUCGGAUGUGGGUGGCCGAACCGGCAAUGACACACACCCGGUUGCCAACAUAAUGGUGUCGCUGUCGCGCCGGGUGCCAGACGCCUGUCCCUCCCGCGUGCCGGCGCUGCGCGCCGCUGCAGCAGUAGACUGCAGCGACCUGGGUGCUGCCGGCGAGGAGACGCAGGCGCAUGCCGAUGGCGGCAGCGCAGGCGGCCGCCACGCGGUAGUCGUGCGGCGGGCGUCCAUGCUGGUGGAGGUACCGACCUCCCUCUUCCGCUGCGCCUCUGAUGAUACGGAGCAGACCUCGCGCUCGUUCUUUGUUCAGCUGCGCGUCGACGUGUCACGCCAGAAGGAGUGCGGCGCGGACGACUCGGAGGCCGUUUACGCGGGCGAGGCAGCCAACGAGAUCUCGCCCGGCUGCUCCUACCUAAUUGUCACUGGCGAGUGCAAGCCCGACUCCUGCCCGCCACCGCCACCGCCUCCGGCGCCCGAGCAGGUGCAGCUGCAGCUUCUGUCCCAGCAGCACCAUCAGACGCUGCAGACCGCAGACCCAUUGGAGCCGGGGCAGCAGCAGCAGGCCGCGGAAGCGCGGCAGCUGCUCAGCAUAGCGGCGGCGGUGGCAGCAGACACUGCUGCUGCUGUUGAGGCCGAAGCGAGCGCCGGAAUUGCAGCCGCGACUGCUGUUGAGCCACACAGGCACCGAGCGGUUUCGGACCUGGCGCAAGAGGUGGUGCCGGCCGACGGCGACGCAAUCGGCGUCGGCAGCGGCGUCGUCGAAGUUGUCGGAGGCAGCGGCGGUGCAGGUCAGAAAGGAGCCCGGGCAGCUCGGCGCAAGCCGGGCGAAGGCAGCGCGGGCCUGCUUGCAGUGGUUUUACACGGCCACGGGCCGGCCCUUGAUGAGGUGACCGCAACCGCUGGUGGUGCCGCAACCAGGCUUGAGGCUGGCACGGAGGCGACAAUGGACGCUGCUGCGCCGCGCGAGCUACGGGCGCGCCUAGGCGUCACCAAUCCAGGUGCAGCCGCACUGCUUGCUUCAAAACUUCAGGCAGGCGGCAGCGCUAGUAGUCGAACAAACGGGGAUGGCAGCAUGCCACCAUCAAUUGUAGGGCCGUCUGGGCACGGUGGCGACAAGGCUUGGGCCGACCCAGCAGCAGACGCACGGCGCCUGCAGCAGCAUGCCCCGGGCUGCAUCGGCGCCGAGUGCCCCCCGGCCACCCGCCGCCGGUGGCUAAUGUAUGCUGUCGGUGGUGUGAUUGGGACCACAGCCCUGGCAGCCGUGAUAGCGGCAUUUCUGAUGCGGUCAAGGACAAGGGCUGCAGCCGCAGUUGCAGCCGCCGCUGCGGCGGCGGCGGAGGAAUUGGCAUCGAUGGCGGCUGCGGCUGCCGUAGCCAAGAUGGCAGCCGCAGCCGCAUCUGCAUCUAUGGAGGCGGCUAUGGUUGAUCCGGCGGCUGCACCAUUACCCGCGCUGCAAAUCCCGGCAGCUGUAAUGGAGAUGGACGGUAAAGCCGCCAGCCCUCGCCCAACCUCGCCCACCACGUUUGACAGAAGCGGCAGCAUCGCAGGCGCGAGCCCCGCCAUUGUGGGCAGCUGCACGGCCGCAAGUGGGGACCUGUACCGGCCUAGUUGGGAUGGCAGGAUGAGCAGCAGCGGCAGCGGGGCCGUGGGAUACGCCCAGCUGGUACUGGGCCGCUCAGGUAGCUAUAGCAGCACGACCGCCUGCGCUGGGGCGUUGCCGCCAGUGCCUUACGACCGCUCCGGAAGCAGCAACAGCGCGACUGCAGCGGCGUUCCCGGCACCUUACGACCGUUCCGGAAGUAGCAACAGCACGACAGCUGCAGCGGCAGCAGCCACACCGUACAACCGCACCGGCAGCAGUACCAGCACCAAUGGCGUCGGGGCGAUGCCUAUCGUGGUCAUCAGCCGUGGUGGUGGCGGUGACACGGUGACCGCCACGUCCUCGCCCACGCCCGCUUCCUACGUGCCGCACUCCAUGCAUGCCAGCUUCUCCAGCAGUACUGCGAAUAUAUACAGCCCCCGUCGCAGCCGCUGGCUGCCACCCCAGGGCACAGCCGCCGCUGCAGCCGCUGGGGCUGUUGCGGCUGCUGGCGCCGUGGCCCCUAGGGGGUCGCCGUCACACUUCAUGUCGCAGUCGUUCACGCACGGCCAUGCCGCGCCGCCGCAGCACAUAGCGGCAGCGGGCGUACUCCACACCAGGCCGCAGCUGCCGCCCUCCUCACCCGCGUACGCGCCCGGUACUGACACGCACGCGCACACGCCGCCGCGGUCAGCUCGGGUUGGGCAGCAGCAAUAUGUCGGCGGCGGCGGCGGCGACGCAGUGGCAGGAGCUGCUGGGGCUAGCGAUAGUGGUGCUGCCGCUCCUGGCCCUCACAGCAACGUCGCUGUGGGCAUCGACAUCGAUGCUGGCGGCGGCUCAGCCGCCGCCACAGGCCCGCCGCUGCGCACCUCGUCUACGGGCCGCCUGGCCACCAUCUUUAGCAACAGCGAUGAGUCGCUGCCGGUGCUGCCUGCUGAGCUGGUCGCGGCCAUGCGGCAGCAGGUUUACGAGCGACAGGACGUGUAUGAGCACCAGCAACAGCAACAGCAACAGCAACAGGAGCAGCAGGCUCAGCAGCAAGGCCUGGUCGCACCCCUAGGGCUGCAGCCCCUUCGCAAAUUGCGAGACGGCAGUGAGCCGCAAUCAGGCUCCACCGGCCCAGGCCAGGAGCCGCCGGCGGCGCCGCGCCAGGCCUCGUCCUCCGCUGCCAUUUCCCCGUCCUGGGCGGUGGGCGGGGCCGGCAGCGGCAUCACGCCCCGUAUGGAGGCCCGGGGCCGCAACGGCAGCGGCUCUGCACCCGUAGAGCCGUACGUUCUUGCAGACAAGCACCGGCAGCAGCACCAUGAUGCGCUGGGCUCGGCCGCCUCCACCUGCAGCCGCUACUCAGUCUCCGCGCUGCAGUCGCGCCAGCACACAGAACCCGGCGGAGCAACCAGCGAGCCCGGCAGCGCGCCUGAAGCGGCGCCCGCACCCGGCAGCGCAGUCUUUUGGGUUGCUGGCGAGAACCUCAAGCAGCCCCGGAAGCUUCCAACCGCAGCACCUCUCUCGCCCAACUUCCAACAGUACGGCGCGCCAGGCGCCGGCGCCGGCAGCAGGACCCACCUAACCGCAACGGCUUCUGCCACGGCGUCGCCGCUGCGGCCGCCAGGCUCGUUUGCACGUGGUUCCAUGCACACGACUCGGCCCAGCGUGCCUGCGUCGCCAGCUCAGCAGCCGCAGGCCCACCGCCCGCCCGAGUCGCUUCUGGCGCAGCUGCAGCCACUGGGCUCGCCGGUCACACCGCCCUCCGUGGCCACACGUGACGCCAAACAGCGCCUGCUGCACCAGCAGCAGCGCCAGGUGGAGCCCGGCGCGAAGCGGGUUGGCGGCGCAUUGCUGGGUGUCUUUGACGGCGCCGUGGUGACUAAGAUCACAGGGCAAGAUGCUGCACACGCGCCGACGCACGGCACUCCUCCUCAUUCGAAGGUAUUCGUGGGUAACCAGCUUCACGCAUCCAAGUUGGACUGCGAAGCGGUGGACAGCAAGGCAGCUUUCGCAGCGGCCGCGACUGCGGCUGCAACUACGGCGGCCUUGGGCAUGCGUGGCGCGCUGUCGCCGCUGCACCGGCACGAGGUGCUGGAUGAAGCGCUGCUUCCCGCGUCGGGGCCGGCCACUGCGCAGCAUGAGAACCUGCACCUGGGCAAUGACGACGAGGACGACGGCGCGGGUAUGGGUGGGGACUGCAUGGGUGAAGACGGCGAUGAGGGCUUUGUGACCGCAGCGCUGUACGCCGGGCAGCCGCUCUCCGCAACCGGCUCCCAGUCUGGGGGCGUGCCAGGCCUCACGCUCCGCGCCAGCAGCAUCAGCACCAACCUGGCCGCCGCCGCCGCAGUCGCGGCGGCGCUGCAGCAACAGUCGCAGUCGCUGGUGGACUGGCCGGGUCCGGGGCGAGCAGCUGGAGCGACUGAGGAAGGAGCGGCAAGCUCGGCGUCAGUAGCGAUGGGCCAGGCGAGGUGGUCGCAGUCUACGGUCCCUGGCGGCGCACCGCUGGCGAGCCAGGGCAGCAUCAGCUUUGGCGGCGGCGUGGCGAUAUCGCUGCAACCUACAAUGCAGCAAGACCGCAAUGGCCGUAUGGCGGAGCGCCAGCUUCAGCCACAGCGCCCCCAACACUCCAGCGCACACGGCGAGUACGGCAUGCCGCACGGGGCCGUCACGCAUGGGAAAUCCUUUCACCGGCUGAUGGGCGGAGGCGUGGUGGGCAGCAGCCCGACCACUCUGGAUGGCGGUGUUGACCCGCAACGGCCUGGCACCCGAUUGGCGUCAUUCACUCACACGACCGGCGGCGCUGCUGCUGCUGUCGCUGCGUCGCGAAUGGGCGUCGUUACCACCACUGCGGUGGCGACGACUGCCUCCGCCUCCUCUACGCCACCCGUGUACACACGCACAAGCGCAGCUGGAUCGGGGCCGGGGGCCGGAGGCUGGAGGGGCUGGGGUGGCGUGGGCUCGGGCACGCCGCCGCUACUACAGCCGCGCAGCGGCGCGCAGUCGGCGGCUGCUACAGCCCCGACCUCGCCGUAUACGCUGAUUGGCGUAACAGCAGCAUACGUGCCAGGCGUGACGUGUACACUCCCUGCCCCCUCCUCCGACGGCUCGCCUGCUCGGGACGUGUGCUAAAACGUUGGACGGGUGGAUGAGGCCCCAAGAUGCAACCAUUGCCACAGGAAGUUGAGAAAUUUCAACCAUAUGUCGUACAUUUACUAGAACUUGGCGCUGAAACUUGCGUCAUAUGUAGCAGGGUCACAUAGCAUCUAGCAAGUAGCAUAGUUGUAGCCAGGCAACAAAUUAACAGGAUUCUCAGUUUGCCAGCAGCAUUUCAGGUAGUAGGAGAACAACGUCAUGCUCAUUUUCCGUGCAAUGUUCUUGUAUCGUUACGUUUGCGACGUUACAAGAGGGGACAAUCUGAGCUGUCAGAGCGGUCUGUUCAGCGCUAGCCCUCUUGCAUCCUUCCAGUUGUCGUCUGCCCUGAAGGUAGACCAAACACAUUGUUGCUUCGCGUGGGAACGCCGAACGUGGCGAGUGCGAGAGUGCCUCGGAUGCCCCCGUGAGUCCGCUGGCGAGGUGGGGCUGUAAUAAUGUUGCGGG